Messenger RNA from Myripristis murdjan (pinecone soldierfish), 1076 nucleotides. RefSeq names its product cilia and flagella associated protein 73 (gene cfap73). The transcript is spliced from 7 exons. The record is from RefSeq and is a predicted model, not a curated record. The coding region runs from base 1 to 924 and encodes 307 amino acids. NCBI's taxonomy places the organism in Eukaryota, Metazoa, Chordata, Actinopteri, Holocentriformes, Holocentridae.
AUGACCAUGAAUUUAGAGGAUGAUUUCAGGACCACUCACGAGGAACAGGUUUUAAUAAAGUUGCCCGAAGGCGAGAGGGAUCUAAUGACAGGAGCCACACAAAUGCUGGAGAAACGCAGAGAGAUUAUUGAGGUUGAUAAACAGCUCGAGGCACACAGAGAGGACUCCGAGCUGAAGAGGAAGAGUUUGCGACAGCGCAGAGAUGAAGUGCUUAAGAGGGAAGACAAACUGAAGGAGUCGCUCUUAAACUUUGACAAAUUUCUCAAGGAGAAUGAGGCUAAGCGAAGUAGAGGAGCAAGGAAGGCAGAGAAUGAGAGGCGAGUUGCGCUUCAAAAGGAGGCAGAGAUAGAGAGACUAAAGGCGGAGAUUGCUGCAUUGGAGGAGAAGAAGCAGAAGCUACAGCGCCGAGUGGAAAGGAACUCACUGUACUGGAACUUCCUAAAACAGGUCCUCAAAACAGCAAAGUUUGAGGAGGUGUGGGAGCUGCUGGGUCGUGUUGAGACUCUCCUCAUCAACAGAGAGCAGCUCCAGCAGAGGGCGAGUGAGAUCCAGGAGCAGACGGACAGUCAGAGAGGAGCCCUGCAGACAUACAUGGACCAGCAGAGCUGCGUGCUGCUGCAGAAGAACAACCUGCUGUCCCAGCUACAGACACAGCUGGACCAGACAUGCUCAGAAGUUCUCAGAUGGGAAAGCAAGUGGGCCCACAUCCAGAGCACCGCAGCAAAGGAGACACUCCUCCUGGGCCAAAUCAAGAUGGUGACUCUUAACCUCUACCAAAUGACAGACGGGGAGAUAGAGGGAGAGGAGGGUGUGACUGUUGAUGACACAGAGACACAGCUGGACAAGAUCCAGAUUUUCAUCCAGAACCACACUGAUGUAAUGAAUGACAUCAAACCCCCGCCCUCGGAAACAUCACUGGACUGAAUACAACAGCUUGACAAGACCAGGAAGCAACGGCACUUCCAUAAAGGAGACUGUAGGGAAUAUACACAACAUAUGUAGCGAAUAUUUUUUAAAUUGAGUUAUUCAACCAUUAUAUUAGAUUGCUGCGACUGUACAAAGUCAAAAGCAGGUUG